CCUCUUCUCUCCUCCACCCCUCCCUUUUCCCACUCCCAACUGACUCGGAGGCCUGGAUGCUCUGCCACCGGGCAGUGGUCCAGCGCGCAGCCGGGAGGGGGCGGGGGCAGGGGGCACUGUGACAGGAAGCUGGGCGCACAAGUUGGACAUUUCGGGGGCAAAAUAACUUCUCCCUUGGAUUUGGAAAGGACAAAGCCAGCAAGCUACCUCUUUUGUGUCGGAUGAGGAGGACCAACCAUGAGCCAGAGCCCGAGUGCAGGCUCACUGCCGCUGCUGCCACCACGGUCAGCUCCAGUUCCUGGUAGGAGUUGUUGCGAGGAAUUUGGAGACAAGCUCUGUUAGUCUGUUCCUUCCUUAUUUGAAGGGAAGGUCAAAGAUCCAGUUUGGAAAUGAGAGAGGAAGACUAACAGCAACAUAGGCUCCACCACUGAUACCUCCCAGAGGUAGAGAAACAGGAUUCAUGAAGAUGUUGACGAGACUGCAAGUUCUUACCCUAGCUUUGCUUUCAAAGGGAUUUUUACUCUCUUUGGGAGACCAUAACUUUCUAAGGCGGGAGAUUAAAAUAGAAGGUGACCUUGUUUUAGGGGGCCUAUUUCCUAUUAAUGAAAAAGGCACUGGAACUGAAGAGUGUGGGCGAAUCAAUGAAGACCGAGGGAUCCAACGCCUGGAAGCCAUGUUGUUUGCUAUCGAUGAAAUCAACAAAGACAAUUACUUGCUACCAGGAGUGAAGCUGGGUGUUCACAUUCUGGAUACAUGUUCAAGGGAUACCUAUGCAUUAGAGCAAUCACUGGAGUUUGUCAGGGCAUCUUUGACUAAAGUGGAUGAAGCUGAGUAUAUGUGUCCUGAUGGAUCCUACGCCAUUCAAGAAAACAUGCCACUGCUCAUCGCAGGGGUCAUUGGCGGCUCUUACAGCAGUGUCUCCAUACAGGUGGCCAACCUGCUCCGGCUCUUCCAGAUCCCUCAGAUAAGCUACGCUUCCACCAGCGCCAAACUCAGCGACAAAUCGCGCUAUGAUUACUUUGCCAGGACCGUGCCCCCUGACUUCUACCAGGCCAAAGCCAUGGCCGAGAUCUUGCGCUUCUUCAACUGGACCUACGUGUCCACCGUGGCCUCCGAGGGCGACUACGGAGAAACAGGGAUCGAGGCUUUCGAGCAGGAAGCCCGCCUGCGCAACAUCUGCAUCGCCACCGCGGAGAAAGUGGGCCGCUCCAACAUCCGCAAGUCCUACGACAGCGUGAUCCGGGAGCUGCUGCAGAAGCCCAACGCGCGCGUCGUGGUCCUCUUCAUGCGCAGCGACGACUCGCGCGAGCUCAUCGCCGCUGCCAGCCGCGCCAACGCCUCCUUCACCUGGGUGGCCAGCGAUGGCUGGGGCGCGCAGGAGAGCAUUGUCAAGGGCAGCGAGCACGUGGCCUACGGUGCCAUCACCCUGGAGCUGGCCUCGCAGCCCAUCCGCCAGUUCGACCGCUACUUCCAGAGCCUCAGCCCCUACACCAACCACCGCAACCCCUGGUUCCGGGACUUCUGGGAGCAGAAGUUCCAGUGCAGCCUCCAGAACAAGCGGAACCACAGGCGCGUGUGCGAGAAGCACCUGGCCAUCGACAGCAGCAACUACGAGCAAGAAUCCAAGAUCAUGUUUGUAGUCAACGCCGUGUAUGCCAUGGCCCACGCCCUGCACAAAAUGCAGCGCACCCUCUGUCCUAACACUACCAAGCUUUGUGACGCUAUGAAGAUCCUGGAUGGGAAGAAGUUGUACAAGGAUUACUUGCUGAAAAUCAACUUCACAGCUCCAUUUAAUCCAAAUAAAGAUGCAGAUAGCAUCGUCAAGUUUGACACUUAUGGAGAUGGAAUGGGGCGAUACAACGUGUUCAAUUUCCAACAUGUGGGUGGAAAGUAUUCCUACUUGAAGGUUGGUCACUGGGCAGAAACCUUAUCACUAGACGUCGAUUCCAUACACUGGUCCCGGAACUCAGUCCCCACUUCCCAGUGCAGUGACCCCUGUGCCCCCAAUGAAAUGAAGAACAUGCAACCAGGGGAUGUCUGCUGUUGGAUCUGCAUCCCCUGUGAGCCCUACGAAUACCUGGCUGAUGAGUUUACCUGUAUGGAUUGUGGGCCCGGGCAGUGGCCCACUGCAGACCUCACUGGAUGCUUUGAUCUUCCCGAGGACUACAUUAAGUGGGAAGAUGCCUGGGCUAUUGGCCCGGUCACCAUUGCCUGUUUGGGGUUUAUAUGUACAAGCAUGGUUGUAACUGUUUUUAUCAAGCACAACAACACACCCUUGGUCAAAGCAUCAGGCCGGGAACUUUGCUACAUUUUGUUGUUUGGAGUUGGCCUGUCAUAUUGCAUGACAUUUUUCUUCAUCGCCAAGCCAUCACCAGUCAUCUGUGCGUUGCGCCGACUGGGGCUGGGGACCUCCUUUGCUGUCUGCUACUCAGCCCUGCUGACCAAGACAAACUGCAUCGCACGCAUCUUCGAUGGGGUCAAGAAUGGAGCUCAAAGGCCAAAGUUCAUCAGCCCCAGUUCUCAGGUUUUCAUCUGCCUGGGUCUGAUACUGGUGCAAAUCGUGAUGGUGUCUGUGUGGCUCAUCCUGGAGACUCCAGGCACCAGGAGGUAUACCCUUCCAGAGAAGCGGGAAACGGUCAUCUUAAAAUGCAAUGUCAAAGAUUCCAGCAUGUUGAUCUCUCUUACCUACGAUGUGAUCCUGGUGAUCUUAUGCACUGUUUAUGCCUUCAAAACGCGGAAGUGCCCAGAAAAUUUCAAUGAAGCCAAGUUCAUAGGAUUUACCAUGUACACCACCUGCAUCAUUUGGCUGGCCUUCCUCCCAAUAUUUUAUGUGACGUCAAGUGACUACAGAGUGCAGACAACCACCAUGUGCAUCUCUGUCAGCCUGAGCGGCUUCGUGGUCUUGGGCUGUUUGUUUGCACCCAAGGUGCACAUUGUCCUGUUCCAACCCCAGAAGAAUGUGGUCACACACAGACUGCACCUCAACAGGUUCAGCGUCAGUGGAACUGGGACCACGUAUUCUCAGUCCUCUGCAAGCACAUAUGUCCCAACGGUGUGCAAUGGGCGGGAAGUCCUCGACUCUACCACCUCAUCUCUGUGAUUGUGAAUUGCAGUUCAGUUCUCGUGUUUUUAGACUGUUAGACAAAAGUGCUCAUGUGCAGCUCCAGAAUACGGCAGCAGAGCAGAAAAACAACCCUAGUACCUUUUUUUAGAAACAGUACAAUAAAUUAUUUUUGAGGACUGUACAGUAUAUAGUGAUGUGCUAGAACUUUCUAGGCUGAUUCUAGUGCCCCUAUUAUUAACAGUUCCCCACCCCAAACAUGGAAUAACCAUUGUUUACAGAGCUGAGCAUUGGUGACAGGGUCUGACAGGGUCAGUCUACUAAAAAA
Messenger RNA from Otolemur garnettii (small-eared galago), 3389 nucleotides. RefSeq names its product glutamate metabotropic receptor 3 (gene GRM3). The coding region runs from base 461 to 3100 and encodes 879 amino acids. The transcript is spliced from 6 exons. Gene Ontology annotation, cellular component: membrane. NCBI's taxonomy places the organism in Eukaryota, Metazoa, Chordata, Mammalia, Primates, Galagidae. Gene Ontology annotation, molecular function: group II metabotropic glutamate receptor activity. The record is from RefSeq and is a predicted model, not a curated record. Gene Ontology annotation, biological process: regulation of synaptic transmission, glutamatergic; G protein-coupled glutamate receptor signaling pathway.